AUGGACAGUGAUGAUGUAGUAGCCGGGACCGUGACGCUGGAGACACUCUUGUCGACUGGGUAUGAAGAAGAUGACGAACAAGACCCAGUCAUACCGAACGACUACCGCAAGUCACUAGGGAGGGCUGAUGGUCUGUUGAACACGGCUAACGAGGUCCCUCGAGGCUGGGAUCAUACGAAAAUGUGGACAGGCCCUGAUGGUAGGGAUAGAAAGCCCACCACAGCUACAUAUGGCAACAUUGUCAACGGCGACGAUGGUUACAUAAUUGGCGGUGGCAAUUUUGGGCCCGCGGAAGCUGUGAAAGACUUGGAUCCCCGGGAUGACCCUCCCCCGCCAGCAGAUUGGCCCACUAUGAAAUGGACCGACUUCUUGGCAGUAAUGUGGAGCCAGUACGCGGCCGGCAAAGAACUCAAGCGCGUAUACCGAUCCUCUGUUAUCAUGCUGGAGACGAAACAACUCAUGGAGUCGGCCCUGUUAAAGGUCAAUAAGCUGCCGAGUGGUGGCUUGGAUAACUUGCCGCUGUGGCCUGGCAUUGAUUUCGUGCCGGGGAGAAACCCCACCAAGAUGCCGAUGACCCCUGCAGUCGAAGCCUUCAUGGGCUUGCUCGGAAGCUCUCAUGCCGCUGGUGCUGCGUACUUGUUCAUCCAAUACCGGGCCAUCUUUGGCAGGAAGAGGGUUACUAAGAUCAAGAUUUGGCAGUCUGAGAACGUGAAAACGACGAACAUGCUGCUCUACUUCGAGAGAUAG
Alternaria alternata is the source of this 747-nucleotide messenger RNA. RefSeq lists its product as hypothetical. The coding region runs from base 1 to 747 and encodes 248 amino acids. Lineage: Eukaryota; Fungi; Ascomycota; Dothideomycetes; Pleosporales; Pleosporaceae. The record is from RefSeq and is a predicted model, not a curated record. The transcript is spliced from 2 exons.